Molecule: messenger RNA, 274 nt
Organism: Staurois parvus
Lineage: Eukaryota; Metazoa; Chordata; Amphibia; Anura; Ranidae
Source: the annotation of a GenBank genome assembly
AUGAUAGGGCAUUAUUCCUCCCACUGACACCAAUGAUGGGGCACUAUUCCUCCCACUGACACCAACAAUGGGACACUAUUCCUCCCACACUAACACCAAUCAUGGGGCACUAUUCCUCCCACUGACACCAAUGAUGGGGCACUAUUCCUCCCACACAUCAACAAUGGAAUACCAAUGAUGGGGCACUAUUCCUCCCACUGACACCAAUGAUACUUACCUUGCUGACCCCUGCUCCAGCCAGGGCUCGCUCCCUAUCCCAUCCACAGCCAGCAUA